UCAGCCCUGUGGCCAACGCGCUGUUGGAGUGGUUGGCCCACUUUGAGGUUUGCAAUGGGGAUAAUAGAGCUAGGGCUGUGCAUUUUUGUUGGACAGUUUGUCGCUGUUCAGUCAGUGAUAAAAGCGCAGGAUGGUGCAUUUGCCCAGAAUUCUCCAAGCUUUUUUGAAAACCUCAUGCGUUUUCCAUUUGAAAGAAACUUUGAUUUCACGCCAUAUGACACCAUCUUCAGCUCCUGGCGAACCCGGACCCCCGACUUUCACAUGCUUGCUGAGUUACCUCCCGUCAUGAAAGUUCCCAGAAUACAGGUGUUUUGUGACGAAUCUCAGCUAACUGUGCUGGUUGACAAGAGAUCUGAUGGUGUCAUGCUGACUGUGGAGGAGAUGCAGUUGGGUGAUGGCUGCUAUAGCAACAGAGAGCAACCAAACCAAUUUGUCUUCACUUACAGUGUUAAUGAGUGUGGAACUUCACAUGUGAUACAGAAUGGCUUGAAGAUGUUCACUAACUCUCUCCACUUGAAUGUCAAAAAACCUCUCGCCAACUGGUGGCAAACUCCUUCCACAGUGCACAUCUCCUGCAUCCCAAACAGGUCUUAUGAUCAUCCCGGCUUCUUUGACUCACCGACGCCCCCUGAGAAUGCGAAGGGCUUUAACAUCAGACUAAUGAAUCCAUCCUGGACCAGCUCCGCAGAGUCAAAUGUCUAUAAAAGAGGCCAAAUUGUCAACCUCCAGGUUUCUGCCGAAACCAGGCCUGAUCAGCAGCUGUCCAUCCAGUCCUGCUUUGUCUCUGCAUCCCCUGAGCUUCAGACUAAACCCCGGCAUGCAGUCAUAAUGAAUAAAGGGUGCACAUCCCCAUCGGGUUCUCCUCAUCCUGUCACACAGUUUGUGGCCUCCAGCAGAGGGGAUGUGGUUAAUUUUGUUCUGAACACGUCUUAUCUAAUUUCAGAGCUGUACAUCCACUGUAGUGUGCUCAUCUCUGACCAGGGUGUCACCUCUGGCUCCAAAUCCUGCAACUACAAUGUAAUCCAGUCAAGAUGGGAAGACCUGAGUGGAGAUGUUGAGGUGUGUCAGUGCUGUAGCUCAAAGUGUAAAGGCCAAUCAGUCAGACACCUUCCUGAAGAUGCCAAGGCUAUAGUUGGCACUGGUCCCUUAGUCAUUGUGGACAAAGACAUUGAGAUGAGCUCUGACGUCUCUGAGCCACAGGAAACCACCCCCGCCCCUAUUACUGACUCCAUGUUGUCUGAUGCUGCAGUGAUGGACCCAAUCAUUUCUGGUACUUCUGUAUCAAGAAGCAAGUUCUCCUCUCCACCACAGGGUGUAGUGGUUGUGAGUCAGGACCCAGUUGCCAGACUGACCCUCUGGCUACCUGGAGAGGCGCAGGAUACUGAACAGAGCAACAGUAUCGGUUCUGAGUCUGAAGACAGUUUGACAGUUCAGUUAAAGGCUGGCGACAUGGUGUCAAAUGGCCUUCCUGUGCCACAACCUUCACCCACAGAUCAGGAGUCUCAUCUGAAUCCACCCACAAACAAGAUCCAAGGUCAAAAUUUUAAUGAAUUAAAAAGCGAUGCUUCUCUGGAUCUAAAUUUUCUUACAUUGGUUCCUCUAAAACCUAUCAAAGCAGCUAUUGCAGAGGAAUCUCCAAGACAAAAGUGGUUUGAAAGAUCUGGAAUGUUUGGCAGAGACGUUCUCAAAGUAAACAUCCCCCCGCCAGCUGAGAUGUAUGCAAAUGACCUACACCAGAUUGCUUUUAACCAAAUGGUAGAUGAGCUGUUUCAAAUGCAGGCAGAUGGUGCUGUGAUGCCCCAAGAAGAAACAAAUGAUGUCCAACCACUAAUUCGUUCAAAACUCCAGUUUGCCAAAGGCGUGGAUGGGUCGCAGACCCUGAGUUAUGAGGAAGAGGUGGCGAAGCAACAAGAGGGAAAAGGUGUGAGCCGAAGAUGUGGAAUGGACUGGGUUAAAAGAAACCAGGAGCCCAGGCAGAAGGGACUGCGCUCAACUUUCCUGGAUUUGUUGCGGAGGAUGGACAAAGCAGAAUAACUGCAUCUUCAGAAUAUUUUAUAAUGGUACUUGAACUGAAUAAAUUUAUUGAGCAAUAA
Xiphias gladius (swordfish) is the source of this 2093-nucleotide messenger RNA. RefSeq names its product zona pellucida protein C (gene zpcx). NCBI's taxonomy places the organism in Eukaryota, Metazoa, Chordata, Actinopteri, Istiophoriformes, Xiphiidae. Gene Ontology annotation, cellular component: extracellular matrix. Bases 55 to 2034 code for a protein of 659 amino acids. Gene Ontology annotation, molecular function: acrosin binding. Gene Ontology annotation, biological process: egg coat formation; binding of sperm to zona pellucida; positive regulation of acrosome reaction. The record is from RefSeq and is a predicted model, not a curated record. The transcript has 9 exons.